AUGGAGGCCCUCUCCCCGCGCACGACGAACCAGAUGAUCAAGCCGAAGGUGGCGAUUGAUCGCAAACCGUUCGAUAAAAAUGCCCCGCCUCCGAGUAACAAGCAGAAGCUUGCAACGUCCAAAAGCUACGCCGAUCCGCCACCGUCGAUAGUCUCAGAGCCGGAAGAUGGCGGUGAGCGAUACUCGAUAGGCGCAUUCUUAGGGAAAGGCGGUUUCGCUGUUUGUUAUGAGGGUACAUUGGCUCGAAAUGGCCGGGUGUAUGCCAUGAAGGUCGUCAAGUCAGCGAUGUCUCAAAAAAAGAUGGAGGAGAAGUUUCGAACCGAACUCCAGAUUCAUUCUAAAAUGCGUCAUCCUUUUAUCGUCCAGUUCUACCGUGCAUUCGCUUUCGGAUCCAGCACCUAUGUCGUCCUGGAGUUAUGUCCCAAUGGCUCGGUGAUGGACAUGUUUCGGAAACGACGCUGUUUCAGCUUGCCAGAAGUGCGCCGGUAUAUGAUUCAGCUUUGCGCAGCGGUGAAAUACCUACACAAACGCUUCGUCGCUCAUCGUGACCUGAAGAUGGGAAAUCUGUUCCUCGAUCACAACAUGAACAUCAAGGUUGGGGAUUUUGGUCUGGCGGCUAUGAUCAUGUCCGACAAGGAUGCCAAGCGACGGAACACGCUAUGCGGCACACCCAACUAUAUCGCCCCCGAAGUUUUGGACAAGAGCAAAGGCGGGCAUACACAGAAAGUUGAUAUUUGGUCCGUGGGCGUAAUAUGCUUUGCCAUGCUCGCAGGAUACUUACCCUUUCAAUCCAAAACCCAAGAUGAAGUUUACAAAAAAGUCCAGAAUCUGACUUACGUCUGGCCUAAUGAAUCAGAGUCCAGCAACUACAUCCCCGAGGAAGCAAAAGAUCUAGUCAGUCGUUGCUUGAACCUGGUGGACGAGGAGCGACCAGACCCAGACGAUAUUGUUGAGCACCCAUUCUUUAACAUGUAUGAGGGUUGCAUUCCUCGUCAACUAGACCCCUCGUGCCGAUUCAAUAAGCCACUAUGGCUCAGGGACGCUUCACCUCAAGGCGAUUCUGUGGUACAUGGGUACGGCUUGGACUCGGAUGAGAAGCUCCGCGCGUACGUGUACCAGGUGGACGACCCCGCUCAGCGAUAUCAUUCCUGCAAAGCGGCCUUCUACUCACUCUGCGGCGUGGGACGCAAGCCUGACGGGACGGCUCGGAAAUCCGUUGGCAGAAAUUGCGCAAAGUCGGCCUUUUCUGAGUGUGAUGUGGAGGACUCCAGAGGUCUGCGACCCGUAAUACCCUUGUCGCCGGAUUAUGUUUACCGAUGGCCCCAAGACCUGGAUGGAGACUGGUGUGUUUUGGAGACGUCCCGAAAGGUAAUGCGCCCUGAGGAGUCGAUGCUUAAAAGCAGCACUAUGUCCAAUCGGAGUAUUUCUGCUCGUCCCAACCCUAUGGCAGCGUCACGGACCAAUGCCGCUCUCGUCGCUGCUCAACAUCGCCGAAUGGAAGGACAAAGCCAUGCCGCAACGCUACGACAGCAAGCUCGAGUGCCACCUAUCUCUCCUCGGAGGGCACCUGUGGUCCCCGAUCCUGCUGUUCUGUCCUCCAGGCCAUAUCGAGAUAGUCCAAAAGCCGAGCCAAAACCUCUGCCCGCUGUGGAAGUGCCAAUUGGAGGGCUCGCAGAGCGUCCUAUCCGGACACGAAGGAUGGCAUCCGCUACCCAAGCAGCGACAGCGACAGCAACGCUGCGUAGCAAGGACAAGGAUAUUGCUCCACGAUUAGCCAAAUCCACAAGCAUGCCAUCAGGCUUGACUGUAGGCAAAACACGCUCUCAGUCUCGCAGAUUGGCAGCUGCUGACCAGGAGCUGAUGCAGCCUUCUAUUUCAACCAGAGAACGACAACCAACCGCUAGGCUGGAGGAGCGAAACGUGAUCGCCAAUCAGAAAUCCCUACGGUCUAUAUCCAAAGCAGAUCUGAACACUACUGCUGGACGAGGCGACAGAGGGAGAGCCAGCCCAUCUUCACUGGCACAGUCGAAGUUUUCUGAAUCUAAUGGACAUGGUCGAUCAAACUCCAAUGGUACCGCUCGGUCUGACGGCAAGACGGCUGGCACUAGAGCCCGCUCUAGCUUGGGGCUCAGUCCUAUAUUUCACACAGCAGAUGUCUGCAAGCUUCUACCCAGGACUUCGUUGACCGAUGUCAACACCGACUUGCGUCUCAUGCUGACCAACCUGGUCGACCACGCACCAAGUAGACGCAGAGGGGGAGCACGAAAACAGCCCCAUGCCUAUGUCAUCAAAUGGGUCGACUAUACCAACCGUUAUGGUAUUGGGUAUGUUCUAGAUGAUGGCAGCGUUGGAUGUGUUUUCAAGGCAGAAAACGGGCAGCCGGCAACGAGUGUCGUGCUUCGAGAUGGCGAGAGACAUAUCCGCCGAAAAGCCCGUAGCGUCGUGGAUGGCAAGCAAAAGCCAAUUUACUAUUCCGAGGCUGAUCAAUUAGUUCCUCGCACUGGAACCUCGGUUGAAUUUUAUGAGAACUGUGACGAUGAUCUGCUAGGAUGCCGCGGCAUCCGACGAGCUUUGAUAUCGCCCUCACUGUUCGAUGUCAAAAGCUCGAAGGCAAUGAGAGUUCGUUCCAACACAGGAACCGAGAUUGAACGAGCCGAUGCAGAGAAAAUCAAGAGGAUGAAACUUGUGGAUCAGUUCGGUAAAUACAUGAUCGGAGCCCUUGGUCGACAUGGCGACGAGGGGAUUAUGGAUGAAGAUCUACCUCAACACAACAGUGCCCAGUUUGUCAAGUUCUACCAGCGCUUGGGCAAUGUCGGCAUCUGGGGUUUUGGGGAUGGUGCCUUCCAGUUCAACUUCCCCGACCACACAAAGCUAGUGAUCUCGCCGGGCCGCACCCGUAGCUCAUCCCCCUGGGUCGACUUCUACCAUCUCUCGGCCUCCGCCGCUCGAUACUUCGCCGCAAAAGGCAAGAUGCACCCAGCAGGAUUCGACACUCGGGCUGUGGCCUCCGACGAGGCUGCUACGUUCCUCAGCAUUGCGGGCGGAGAUUCCAUCAAUUCGACCGAAGACCGCAUCCGGGACAUCCUUGAUGCGAACGCCUUCGUGCAGAAAAUCACCUUCAUCAAAGAUACCCUCAGAGUUUGGAUUGAAUUCGGGCGACUUGGGGGUCGUGCGCCCUCGGUUGACCCCGCUUCUGCUGAUGAAUCCGUACCCGACGAAGCAUUCUGGCAAGGAACACAGGAGCGUUCGCAGCCCAAUAGCUCCGGAACGAAGUUUGUCUGGGUGACUGUUGGAGCACCAGAUGGCGAUGGUCGCUACCGCUCUAUGAUGAUCAAAGAUAAUAACCGGGUGACAAAGCCUGCCGGGAUGGAAUAUGACAAAGAAAUGCAGCUACUCAAAGACCGGCUACGUGCACUUGGUCGUUGA
Messenger RNA from Penicillium roqueforti, 3426 nucleotides. Its product is annotated as CDC5/polo family serine/threonine-protein kinase. Gene Ontology annotation, cellular component: spindle pole body; spindle pole; centrosome. Gene Ontology annotation, biological process: regulation of cytokinesis; protein phosphorylation; regulation of protein localization to mitotic spindle pole body. The record is from RefSeq and is a predicted model, not a curated record. The transcript has 3 exons. Gene Ontology annotation, molecular function: protein kinase activity; protein binding; ATP binding. NCBI's taxonomy places the organism in Eukaryota, Fungi, Ascomycota, Eurotiomycetes, Eurotiales, Aspergillaceae. Bases 1 to 3426 code for a protein of 1141 amino acids.